Molecule: messenger RNA, 2398 nt
Organism: Caenorhabditis auriculariae
Lineage: Eukaryota; Metazoa; Nematoda; Chromadorea; Rhabditida; Rhabditidae
Source: the annotation of a GenBank genome assembly
AUGAUUCUAAGAAGGUCGGCGACCUAUCUGACCAGGAGAAAGUUCAGUGAAGAGGCCCGGAAAGCCUUUGUAAAGGUUCGAAUUGAAAUUUUCAGUCUGUUUGCUUUACCAAAUGCUGAACUCUUUAUCAAUCAAUCGAAUCAAAUCAUUUAUUUUGUUGUUUUAGUCUGAUGUAAUCGACUAGGCGGUGAACAAGAACUUCAAAAGCUAUAACGAACAACCGUUGGCGAAAUAGAAGUCCGAACGUGUAGUCGAAAGAGUUGAAAGCAUAGUCUUACGGCCCUUCGCCUCGUUUCCUCUGCGCGUAGUCCAUCUAGUUGCGCCUUGACGAGCUCAGAAUGUAUUGGAUGGUGUAGCUGGAGCCAGGAGACCGUGCUCUAGGUGGAAGCCUCAGAAUGAGAGCGACCACUUCGAGUGAAGAUUUCACACGGAAUUAUUCAAGAAAAAGUCGAAAAAUCCAUGACUAACACGACUCGAACUGUGUAAGACUCGAACUUGUGACCUUUUUAAUCAAAACCAGGAGCCCAAUCCACUAGACCAUCUCAUAUUUAAGAGAGUUGCCGAAACGCCGACUACGAAGCAUCCCCGCCUUACAAACGACCAUGAAAAGUCUACAAUGGCGGUGAGUUUCUUUUUUAGCGUCAAAAAAAGGAGAGAGAACUUCGAAGGUAUUUUUUUGGUCGAAUAAACUUACAUUCUUAGGUGCUACUGCCUCUGGUUGAGGUCAAAGGCCGCCCUUCGAUCCUUCUAACGAAAAGAUCCGUUCAUCUGAGAUCUCAUCGAGGAGAAGUCUGCUUCCCGGGAGGGCGAGGCGAAGCUGGAGAGACUCCUGAGCAGGUCUUUACUUAAAAAAAAUAAUUCGAAUCUUUUGAGAAAUUUCUUUUUCACAGACUUGUGUAUAAAAUUUCAUAUGAAAGUUUAGAAUCCAAUUACCUUGUAGGCAUGAAAAUUUCCGGUUCUGAUUUUAUUUUUGACUUUCUCAAGCUAAUAAAACAAUACUUUGGCCAGCACAGGACUCACUAGUCCUGAAAAAUAAAUUUAAAAAAAUAAGAUAUGCAGAAAUUUUUUAACCUCUGAAGUUAGUUUAAAAAAAAGGUCUAGAGAGGUCGUAGGAAGAACUGAAGUUAGAAUUAAACUGAACUGAACAAAACUUGGCGGCCUUCGAAAAUGGUCUGCCCAUGUAGGAACCGAACCCACGAACUCGUGAUCAAUGGCCGCCUUUCUAACCAACUGCGCUAUCCUGCUUCAUAAACUGUAAUCGACCAAUGAUUCAUUUAUUCUUGUAUUAGAUGAACUUUCAAAGCAUUUUCUAACUUUUGGCGAACCAGAAGUCCAAACGUCUAAUUGAUCAUGUUGAAAGCAUGAUCCUACGGUCCUCCAUCUCGUUUUUCUGCGCGUAGUCUGCUGAGUUGUGCCUUAACGAGUGGAUUUUGUGGGGCUGGAGCCGGGGAAUCCUUGAAAAUGUAGCGGCUUCAAAUGAAGACUUCCCACGGAACUUCCUUUGCAGACAGCCCUACGAGAAACGACAGAGGAGAUCGGCCUCAGCGAGGACAACGUCGAAGUCUGGGGGCUGCUCCGCGGCGUCGUCACUCAGCAGCUGGACUCCUCGGUCACGCCGAUGGUUGGCUGGAUCCGCGAAGAGACCGCCUUGAGCAACCUCACCGUCAAUGCUGACGAGGUCCAGUCAAUCAAUACUUUUCUUCGAUCACUUCGAAGUAUAAAUUAUUUAACGGUUGAAGGUGAACCAAGAUUCAGAAGAACUCUUAAGCGUUUUUUCGUUUUUCCGAACGCCGGUAUGGCAAACCGGACGCUUCUGAGCCUUCGUAGUGAGCAUUUAAGAGGGCUGACGCCGCUAUAGGAAUCACGAAAUGGUCAGAAACGAACGAGGCGCGUCCGGUUUGCGUUACCAGGGUGCAAUUUAAUCUUCUCGCACAUUGGUAACGCGAAGCGGACGUUUCUGGGCCUUCUAGGGAUCACUUAAAAGUGGUGACGCUACUAAAGUACUCACUAGAAAUGCACAGAAACGUCCGGAGUACGUUCGUUUCGCGUAACCAAUGUCCGAGUUGGCAUGAAGAUCUUUCUCCUUAGAGCGCAUUUGCAGGUCCAAGCCGUAUUCUCAAUCCCACUCGAUGAAAUCGUCCGAAACGUUCGCUGCACUCGAUUCAUAAAUCCCAAACUCAAAUAUUGCCUUCCCGUUUUUCCGACCACCGAGUUUACGGUAAAAACUUCAGGGUAAAUUUUGGAAUUCAUUCAUUUGAAGGUCCAUUUCAACGCGCCAAACGAGUAUUUGCACCGGGAGCAGCGGGUCUGGGGCCUGUCCGCCGUGAUGCUCCACCAGGCCCUCACCAUGAUCAUGCCAGAGAAAUAUAACAGCGAUUUGAAGAUGAAGUUCUACUGA